This is a messenger RNA of Amorphotheca resinae ATCC 22711, 873 nucleotides long. RefSeq lists its product as hypothetical. The transcript has 3 exons. The annotation marks the transcript as partial. Gene Ontology annotation, biological process: ubiquinone biosynthetic process. The record is from RefSeq and is a predicted model, not a curated record. NCBI's taxonomy places the organism in Eukaryota, Fungi, Ascomycota, Leotiomycetes, Helotiales, Amorphothecaceae. Gene Ontology annotation, molecular function: methyltransferase activity.
CCCCAACGAUGCUUCUCAUCCAGCGUGCGCCGAGCAGACUCUCCGCCAAAUCCCAACUCUACGAACCAUGAAAGAACUACGCAUUUUGGAUUCCAGACCGUUCCCGAGUCCGAGAAGGAGGCUAGAGUCGCCGGUGUAUUCAGCAAUGUAGCAACCUCCUACGAUAUCAUGAACGACUUCAUGUCUCUCGGGAUCCACCGUCUCUGGAAGGACUACUUCGUCCGCUCCAUCAACCCCGGGUCCUCCUCGAGCCCCGACCAACCCUCGCAGGGCUGGAAAAUGCUCGACAUCGCCGGCGGCACCGGCGACAUCGCGUUCCGCCUCCUGCAGCACUGCGACGAGAUCAACAACUCGCCGCAAUCCACCAUCACCAUCUCGGACAUCAACCCGGCCAUGCUGGACGAGGGCCGCAAGCGCUCCCUGGCCACGUGCUACGCCCACUCGCCGCGCCUCGACUUCCUCGUCGCCAACGCCGAGCAUCUCGACGCCAUCCCCGACAACUCGGUCGAUCUGUACACCGUCGCCUUCGGCAUCCGGAACUUCACCAACAAGGACGUCGCCCUGCGCGAGGCCUACCGCGUCUUGAAACCCGGCGGCCUCUUCGCCUGUCUCGAGUUCAGCGGCGUCACGAACCCCCUGUUCGAUGCCGUCUACAAGAGGUGGAGCUUUGGCGCCAUCCCGCUGAUAGGCCAGCUGGUCGCCGGCGAUAGGGAUAGUUACCAGUACUUGGUCGAGAGCAUCGAGCGCUUCCCCAAGCAGGAAGAGUUCAGGGAUAUGAUCAAGGAGGCCGGGUUUUUGAUUCCUGGGAAGGGCUGGGAGGAUCUGACGGGGGGCAUUGCAGCUAUUCAUAAGGGUAUUAAACCUGUGGAGUAA